Messenger RNA from Cottoperca gobio, 1941 nucleotides. It is a transcript of the gene ddx39ab, whose product is annotated as DEAD (Asp-Glu-Ala-Asp) box polypeptide 39Ab. Gene Ontology annotation, molecular function: RNA helicase activity; ATP binding; nucleic acid binding. The record is from RefSeq and is a predicted model, not a curated record. NCBI's taxonomy places the organism in Eukaryota, Metazoa, Chordata, Actinopteri, Perciformes, Bovichtidae. The transcript is spliced from 10 exons. The coding region runs from base 133 to 1416 and encodes 427 amino acids.
AAAUCCACCAAUGAUAUCAAUGCGCCUCAGCGGAGGUUGUACUUCCGGUUACUCGUAUAAACCGACUGAGGCCUUCCCAUGCGGUUUUGAUCUGUAGUUGGACGCGUAGCUAACAACGACAAGACAGACAUAAUGGCCGAGAAUGAUGUUGAUAACGAGCUGCUCGAUUAUGAAGAAGAUGAGGAGCCUCAAGGAGCCCCUGAGAGCGCAGCCCCCGCAGGAAAGAAGGAGGUGAAGGGCUCCUACGUUUCCAUCCACAGCUCUGGCUUCAGAGAUUUCCUGCUCAAACCAGAGCUGCUCCGUGCCAUCAUUGACUGUGGUUUUGAGCAUCCGUCUGAAGUCCAGCAUGAAUGCAUCCCGCAAGCUAUCCUGGGGAUGGACAUCCUGUGCCAAGCGAAAUCUGGUAUGGGCAAGACGGCCGUGUUUGUGCUGGCCACGCUGCAGCAGAUUGAACCUGUUGAUGGACAGGUGUCUGUAUUAGUCAUGUGCCACACACGAGAGCUGGCCUUCCAAAUCAGUAAAGAGUACGAGCGUUUCUCCAAGUACAUGUCCACGGUAAAGGCAGCAGUAUUCUUUGGCGGCAUGGCCAUCAAGAAGGACGAGGAUGUCUUGAAGAAGAACUGCCCUCAUAUCGUGGUCGGAACGCCGGGCCGCAUCCUCGCUCUCAUCCGGAACAAGACCCUCGCCCUGAAGAACGUCAAGCACUUUGUACUGGAUGAGUGUGACAAAAUGUUGGAGCAGCUAGACAUGAGACGUGACGUUCAGGACAUCUUCAAGAUUACACCCCAUGAGAAGCAGGUCAUGAUGUUCAGUGCCACACUGAGUAAGGAGAUCCGACCAGUCUGCCGCAAAUUCAUGCAGGAUCCCAUGGAAGUCUUUGUUGACGACGAGACCAAACUUACACUCCACGGCCUGCAACAGUACUACUGCAAGCUGAAGGACAGUGAGAAGAACCGCAAGCUCUUUGACCUGCUGGACGUGUUGGAGUUCAACCAGGUGGUGAUCUUUGUCAAGUCAGUCCAGCGCUGUGUCGCUCUGGCACAGCUUCUGGUGGAACAAAACUUCCCUGCCAUCGCCAUCCACAGGGGAAUGGCUCAGGAGGAGAGGCUGUCUCGCUAUCAGCAAUUUAAGGACUUCCAAAGGCGGAUCCUGGUGGCCACUAACCUGUUCGGCCGAGGGAUGGACAUUGAGCGGGUCAAUAUCGUCUUCAACUACGACAUGCCUGAAGAUUCUGACACCUAUUUGCACAGGGUUGCCCGUGCUGGUAGGUUUGGGACCAAGGGCCUGGCUAUCACCUUCGUGUCGGACGAGACCGAUGCCAAGACUCUGAACGAUGUGCAGGAUCGCUUUGAAGUCAACGUGGCAGAGCUGCCAGAUGAGAUUGACAUCUCCUCUUACAUCGAGCAGUCCAGAUGAGUCCUCCAGCCAAGCAGAAGUCUCCUCUUCAUGGAUCUUGUGUCUUGUAUUUGGAUGUAGACGUAUUUCACUGUUGAUUUGAAAGCUCUGCUCGUUCUCUCUGUUCACCAAACAUUUAUUUUUAUUGUCAAUUUUUGGGCGACGGGGGGGGGGGGGGGUUGAUUUUUAAUUUGUCUUUUACUGUUUUCUUUUUUUUUUUGCUUAUGAAAUUAAAACUUUUUAUAAAAUGCCAUUUUCACUGUUGUGGUCUAUUGUGAGGCUGUUGUCUCUACCCCUUUUCAUUCAUUUGAAUCUCAAACAGCUUAAACAAAAAUUUAUAGGAAAGUAGUUCUGAGGAACAUGUAAAGUGAAUUUUAGCUCUUUUUUUAAUGUUCAUGCUAGUUUAUAUAGGACAUUGUGUUUUUGGUUUCCCCCACUGAAACAGUUAGUCUUUUAAAAAGUCAUGUAGUGACUGCUCACAUGGCAGCUAUUUCUUUGAAUUACCAAUUGAAUGCCUAACAACAAUAAAUGAAAAAUCCAAGUGGA